UGCGCGCGCGUAGGAAAUGCUCACUACAUUCCCGUAUGUUGCGUUGUCGCGAGUCUGCGAUUGUACCACAGACCCACGACUAAGAAACCUUCAAAUUUCACCUUUUUAGCAUCGGUGUUGUUUUUUAUAAGGAGCACAAUGAUCUCCGAAAUUCAAGGAUGAAAACGGAUGAACUCCAGAACGCUGGAUUCGUCAUUAACCUUGCGGAUCGACUGUGAAACUCUAAUAGUGGUAUUGUCACCACAGUCUGUAAGGAGUGCAGGCCACCCGAGAACCGGCUCCAAGUCCAACAAUACCGGUAUCACUUGCUGUUGAAAAUGCAGUCAUUCGCCAUGUUCGACUCGGACGAUGGUUCGGAAACCAUCGAAGAGUUACGGGUUGAAAUCAGCCGUUUGAAAGAGGAACUCGCUUUGGCCAGCAGAGAGAAAAUACAGGCUGCUGAAUACGGUUUAGUUGUUCUUGAAGAAAAGCAGGCAAUAAAGCAGCAAUAUGAAGACCUUGAUUUACUCUAUGAAACUUGUAAACAGGAGCUUCAGAUGGCAAAAGAGGCCCUGGAUUCAAAAACUCAAUGGCAGAAGCGUUAUUCAGAGCAAGAAGUUAAUCAUGAACAGAGUCUUCUUGAAGAGAGUGCAACCCGUGAGGCGGAUCUUACUGAGAGGCUGGCAGAGUUGGAGACUGAGGGGCGUCACAUGAGACAGGAGGUGAGCCGACUCCGGGUGGAGAAAGAGAGGCUUCACUCCAGACAUACUGAGAUGAACUCGUCUUUGGAGCAGUUUGAGAAAGAACGCAAGGAAUUGAAAGAAGAACUGCGGGAGAUUAAGUUUAGAGAAAAGCGUCUUCUUCGAGACUACAGUGAGCUAGAAGAGGAGAAUAUUGCUAUGCAGAAACAGAAUUCGUCUCUGAAGUCAUCCCAGAUCGAAUAUGAAUCUUUCAAGCAUGAGAAUAGACGCCUUGCUGAAGAGAUCCAGUACCUGAAUUCCAACAUUGAAGACCUGAUGCGAUUGAGAGACAUCUCAGAGAAGCAGAUUGAAGAGACCAUGCAAGCCUUGGAGUGUGAAAGAGAUCAGAAACAUCAACUAAAGAAGCAACUAGAUCAGGCAAUGAUCUCUGAACUAGAAGCUAUUAAUGUGGAUCUUGAAAAUAAUUCUCAAUUCCAUUACAUGGAAGAGGACUAUGAAGACGAAGAUGGUGUUGGCCAUCCUCUACUCAGGCGAUAUGAACGACAGAUGAGAGAUGACAAUGAAGGGGAACAAACCAAUAUUGGGCAAGAAGCAUCAGAUUUGUUUAGUGAAUUACAAUCUAUGGAGGUGCAGAAGUUAGAAAAGCAGCUUAAACAAGUUGAAAGUGAAAAGAGUGAGUUGUCAAAGCAUUUAGAGAAAUCUAACUCAGAGUUGGAGACAACCCGGGAUGCCCUUCAGAGCUUGUCUGAUCUCAACAUCUCCCCAACAGAAGGUGAAAUAGAUCAUUCUCAGUAUCAGCAUCUUGAUGAAGCUCAUCAAAAACUCUACCAACUUGUGAGUCUUUACAAGAUCCAAGAAAAGAAAUAUGCUGGUGUGCUAAAUAAGAACAAGGACUUGCAAAGUGAGCUUGAGGUACUGAGAUCUAAAGUGAAUGAUGAAGGGGCCAAGGUAGAGCUACAGAAGGAAGUUCAAUUCAUGAAUGAUAAGAAUAGGAAACAACAAGAUACAAUAAGGGAUCUUCAAGGACAGCUCAAAGGCAUUAAUGAUAUGGUAGGAGAUGCCCAUGGCCAGCUUAACUUAACUCACGAUGAGUUGGCAGGUGUAAGCGAAGACAUUGCUCAGCUCUAUCAUCAUGUUUGCAUGGUAAAUGGGGAAGCUCCUAAUCGGAUCAUGCAAGAUCACCUUAAGGUCACCAGGCAAAGUAGGAGAGACGGUUUCCGUGCUGAGAUUGCAAGCCAACUCAAAGAAGUAUCAAAUGAACAUAGUAAAGAAAAAUCAGCGGAUGGUGUUGGCGCCAAUUCUGCUACCAGUAGUCCUUCCAAACGAUUAGAUGAACAUGCCAAAUUUAAUGGAGACACUGUUACUUGCUCAACACUGGUCACAACUGUCAGAGACCAGAUCAAGUACCUGAAGCGAUCUGUGGAACAGGCAGUUGAAAUGUCCAGGCAACAUGGCACCGAAGGUAGUGGUGCAGAGAAUGAAGAUUUGCGUGAGGAGGUUGUUAAACUUAAAGCUCUUCUCAUGACCAAACGGGAGCAAGUGGCCACUCUCAGGACUGUACUUAAAGCAAAUAAAACAACUGCAGAAGUAGCUCUUGCCAAUCUUAAGAGCAAAUAUGAACAUGAAAAAGCUAUAAUUGCAGAGACAAUGAAAAAGCUGCGGAAUGAAUUGAAAGCCCUCAAGGAGGAAGCAGCCAGUUUUGCCAGUCUCCGUGCUAUGUUUGCCAAGCGAUGUGAUGAAUACGUGACCCAACUAGAUGACAUGCAUCGUCAGCUUGCUGCUGCUGAGGAGGAGAAGAAGACGCUGAACUCACUCUUAAGGAUGGCCAUCCAACAGAAGCUUGCCCUUACACAACGUCUUGAGGAUCUAGAAUUCCAGAACGAGAUGACCAGCCAGCGAAGAGGUCCUCGAAAACACAAAUCCUCCAAAGUGAGUGAUAAUCAAAUGGCUUGGGUGACUAGUAUGGGUCUACCAAUGCCCCAUCAUCAUAUGGGGCCUAUGGGACCUCCUCUUGUUCCUCUUCCUUUUAGAUCAAUGAGACCACCGCCACCACCACCACCACCACACCAUCAACAUCUUCCUAUGAGAAUGCCUCGCUUUCCUUAUUCUAACCAACCUCAUUUCUUGUAGUGGUGAGUCCCAAGGUUUAUUCUGUCCUCCAUUCUUUUCUUCUUCUAAAUCUAUGAAAAAUUUUGAGUCAUUCUAAACAAUACCAGGCAACUUUGUCCAACUUAUUGGAUCAACCAUUAAAUCUUAUUUCUUUUAUUAAAUUUCUGUAUUUCAGAUGGUGAUGUCUGAUAUCCAUUAAUAUUUUCUCAAAAUGAAAACUACUCCAUUUUGAAAUCAUUCUACAAUGAAUGGCACAAUGAAUCUGAUUGUCAAAGCAUGACUCCAAGUUUUAUCAUGGUUACUUUUACUUUACAGAUUUUUUUUUUUAAACCAAUGGACAUGUAUCAAAUUCUAAACAUAUAAUGAUGCAGCUAAUUCACAGAUAAAAAUAGUUAUUCAUUUCAUUUCACAUUCACAUAAAUCAAGGUAUAAUACCAGGUUUUACAUGUAGUUCUACUAACACAAGCAUGUAUUAAAAGGUUAAUGGAAUGUACUAACACAUGAUAAAGAUUAUGUUAUAAGUGAUUGAUCCCCACUUAAUACAUAAACAUGUAGUACCCAGUGUUGUAUAUUUUUCCUUUGAAUGUAUUUAUUCCCUAAUGAAUGAUUUUUCUUAAUUGUAUCAUUAAUAUUAAUGCAUGGCAUGUACAUUUUGCAUGUAAUAAAAGUGUUUGGUACUGGAUGAAUCAUUCAAUCAAAACAAUAUUAUGACAAUUUGUUGGCUUAAAAUAUGUCUUUUUUAUUGAUAAAAAUGGUAUUUAAAUAAGAAUACUUUAUCAUCUUUAUCACAUUGAAUUACUCCACACCCACAUGUUUCCUUCCCCUAGAAAAGAAAAAAAAGGGGGGGGGGGUCACUACUAGCUCUUUUACAUGUAUGAGUAUAAAUGGUUGAAAAUAGAGCAGUGAAUAUUAUCUGGAACUAAAAUUAAUUUUCAUUUUUUCUUUGAUAAGGUGUAGCUGAAAUAAUUUUUUUGGAUGGGGUAUAUUUACCAGUUCAGUUCUAUGCUACUUUGUUAGCUGGUGCUCGAUAGAUUUUUUUUCAUGGUCCAAAAUCAAUACACAAUAUGAUAUGACCAUUGCAGUGAUUUAUUUUAUUCUGCACAUACAGCACAAAUGACAAAUUUGCAACUUAAUUCACACUUAACUUUUUUAAUGAAACAACUUCCUUAUCAAGCUUGUCUGAUGUUACAUGUAGACAUGCUAUGCUAAAUAGAACCUUGUGAGGAUUAGCAUUGAUUAUAAUGUUUGAUGUAGCAAACAAUCUAUGUGAUAUGUGCUUUAGGGACCGCCAUGCCAAAAUUUAAUGUCUGUGUUGCUCGAGAGCAUGAAUGGUCAGGUCAGGGAAGCAAUAAGUCCAUUAAAAGUGUCUUAAAAACAAAAUUAAAUUAGCACUACUAAUUCCAUGUGCUUGAUCGAUAAACUUCAUGUCUUAAAUAGGAUGCAUACAAAAUUUCAAAUUUCUUCUUACCCAGUAUAUUUUAAUUGCUCAAGCACAUAAAUUUUCCAUUUGUAAUAAUGACGAUGAUAAGACUGCUUUUAUGUACAUGUAGCCUUAAUUUAUUGGGAUGACUGCUCUAAUAACAACAUGGUUAGCAACUAUUUUAAUGGUACAUAUUAUUUUUGUAAUAACACAAGCAUUACCAGAGCCCCAUUGGCAUACAGUAGUUUAUAUGAAUUAUCAAAUUAGAAAUAAUGAAAACCACAACUAUCGUAGAAGGGUAAUAAGAUGGUGAAGAAAUUUAGAAAGAAGCAUUCCCUCGGGAUAAAAGACCUGGUCACAUGAUAUCUGUAAUCCAAUUACAUGUAGAUGUAGAAUUCAUUAACUCUGGAUUUAAUCCGUUAUGGAAUACAAUAAUGCAGUUUGGUGUGCAUCAGUGUGUCUUUGAAAAUCAGAGUGUAUUAUUUAGGUGCACAGAUCCAUAGUGUGUGUAUUUUUCAAAUUUAUCAGAUUUAAAUAGAUAAUUGGUUUUAGUCGAUGAAUGACCUUUGUGUUGCUUGUAAGUUGAUGAGGUGACAAAGCUUGACUGAAGGAGGAGGAGGAGUCUGGACAUCAACCAUGCACCUGCCUUCAGAUCUACAUGUACAUGAUUUAUCUUGAUUUCAUGGUGUUUGUAAGUCAGAGAGCUCUACCAUAAAAUGGACCUGAGGACUGCAGUGAUGAUGUAAAAGGCAACCACAUUUUCCAAGUUAAAUUGUUUUAUUUUGUAGACGGACAAAUAUGAAGCAUAUUUGAGAGAUAAUCCAUUGUGGUUUGCACAGUACUGAUUCAAGAUGAGAUGUUGUCUCGGUACCUUCGUUUAAGAGAGGUCUAGGUUCAACCCAGAACUCAAAGUAAAUGUCUAUUCUCUGACAGAUUUUUUAGAUGAAUUAUGAUUCAAACAUAUUAUACUGAUACUGAGUUGAAUAUUAAUAAAUUCAAUAUAUGAAGGGUUUAAAUAAUCUUUUCAUUUGACAACUGAUUGUAUCAACACUUUAGCCAUACCCUCAAGAUAUUACUUUUAAAUAUCUUGUCUUUGAAGUAUCCUAUAAAUGAAACUGAUAUUGGACAAGAUAAGAUUUUGUUCUUAAAAUGAUGAAUCUCACAAAAUGUCUAGUAGUAGUAGUAUACAUCGCUUUGUGCAUUUCAUGCACAUGUAUAUCAAGAUUUGAGUGGGAAAUAUCUCAAAGCUCUAGUGAUUGCUUAGUUUGACAUAAGUCAGAUUACACUAGAAAUCAAAAUUAUCAUCAAUGAUGCAUACCUUAGUACCUCACUUACAAUUUACAUGUAUGUGUAUGCUGAUCAAUAAAAUUCAAAUAAUAAUUUUACUUUGAUUUUCACUUCAUUUCAUUGAGAGAUUUAAAGUCACAUUGGUUUUAAAGAUACAUCUAUUAUGUUGAUUAUAAAUUACUAAGGCAGAGCUGUGUAGUAAAAAGCAUGGUUCAUAUACAUACGUAUUUCAUUAUAUUGAUUGUAUUUGUUGAUUGAAUGGCAUGAUGCAUGAUGAAAUAUUCAUUUUUACUGGUCACUAUUAAGUUUGCAUUCAAUUUCUGUUGAACUUAUGAUAUGAGUUUGACCAUUCUGCUUGUGUUGUGGCAUGUAUUGUCACCACAGUGAUAUAAGCCUGUUCUUUUUUUUAAUGAAUGAUCAUAUUAAGAAGAUAAUGGGAGCUUUUGCAAAUAAGGAUAUAUGUGGGUAGCCAAUUCAGAGUCAAUCUGCGCAUGUGUAAUCUUCAAUUUCACUCUGUUGUCUUGUAUACAAUGGUCCUCUAAUGGUUUUGUGUCACAUGGAUAACCAUUCCAGUGCACCUUUGAUAUUAAAUGGCAACUUCAGCCACAACUACACAUACAGUACUUUGUAUACUGGUGCUGUAUGUUUCCAAUUUACAUGCUCAUUAAUGUGAUUACAUAGAAACAAUCAUAUUAUGCCACUUUUAUUGAUUCACCCUCAUAAAAAAAGGAAAACCAGGCAAUAAAAGUUGUUUCAUUGUUUCUUGUCUGUUUAACAAGUGUAACAAGGAAAUAAUAUGGACUAUCGUUAUAUUAACCGCUAGUGAGAAAGCACACAAGAUGUAUUUUUGAUUAGACUGCAUGCACACUGCACUAAAUGCAUUUGAGAACUCAUGCAAGAG
Molecule: messenger RNA, 6397 nt
Organism: Lytechinus variegatus (green sea urchin)
Lineage: Eukaryota; Metazoa; Echinodermata; Echinoidea; Temnopleuroida; Toxopneustidae
Product: protein bicaudal D homolog 1-like
Exons: 3
Coding region: 318-2810 (830 amino acids)
Biological process (GO): microtubule anchoring at microtubule organizing center; protein localization to organelle; regulation of microtubule cytoskeleton organization
Cellular component (GO): Golgi apparatus; cytosol
Molecular function (GO): dynactin binding; cytoskeletal adaptor activity; dynein complex binding
Source: RefSeq, a predicted model, not a curated record